Molecule: messenger RNA, 1539 nt
Organism: Hyaena hyaena (striped hyena)
Lineage: Eukaryota; Metazoa; Chordata; Mammalia; Carnivora; Hyaenidae
Gene: SERPINA3
Product: serpin family A member 3
Exons: 5
Coding region: 46-1311 (421 amino acids)
Biological process (GO): negative regulation of endopeptidase activity
Molecular function (GO): serine-type endopeptidase inhibitor activity
Source: RefSeq, a predicted model, not a curated record
CUCAGCCAUGGGCUCCCCUGCGAUGCAGAGUUGAGGAUAGACGGAAUGUCACCCCUCUUGGCUUUGGGGCUCCUGGUGGCGGGGCUCUGGCCCACUGGCCACUGCCUCCUGGGGGGCACGCUUGCCCCAGAGAUAGUCACCCAGGAGGCCCAACACACCAGGACGCCUGUGGACAGCCUCCAGUUAGCCUCCAGCAACAUCGACUUCACCGUCAGCCUCUACAAGCAGCUGGCUUCGAAGACCCCCACUAAGAAUGUCGUCUUCUCACCCCUGAGCAUUUCCAUCGCCUUGGCUUUCCUCUCCCUGGGGGCCCGUGACACCACCCUCACGGAGAUCCUCGAAGGCCUCAAGUUCAACCUCACAGAGACCCCUGACACGGAAGUCCACCGGGGCUUCCAGCACCUGCUGCGGACCCUCAGCCAGCCCAGCGCCGAGCGGCAGCUGAGUGUGGGCAAUGCCAUGUUUGUCAGCGAGCAGCUGCAGCUGCUGGAGAAGUUCAGGGACGACGCCAGGGCGCUCUACGCCUCCGAGGCUUUCCCCACCAACUUCCAGGACUCAGCUGCCGCCGAGAGGCUCAUCAAUGACUACGUGAAGAAUAGGACCCAGGGGAAAAUUGUGCAGUUGGUCAAGGACCUUGACCUGCACACAGCGAUGGUCCUGGUGAACUACAUCUUCCUUAAAGCCAAAUGGAAGACGCCCUUCGACCCCCGGGAUACUUUCAAGUCAAAGUUCUACGUGACCAAAAGGAGGCAGGUGAAUGUGCCCAUGAUGAGCCUCGAGGACGUGAGGCUGCCCUACUUCCGGGACAGGCUGCUGAACUGCACGGUGGUGGAGCUCCGCUACACGAGCAACGACAGCGCCCUCUUCGUUCUCCCCGACGAGGGCACGAUGGAGGCCUUGGAGGCCGUGCUGUUCCCAGAAAUGCUGAGAAGCUGGAGAGACUCACUGCGGAUGAGGUUUAUAGACAGGCUCUUCCUGCCAAAGUUUUCCAUCUCCAGCAGCUAUAAUCUGGAAGGCAUCCUUCCUAAGCUGGGCAUAAGGAAGGUCUUCAGCAACCAGGCCGAACUGUCAGGAAUCACCAGGGAGAAAAGCCUGGCAGUUUCCCAGAUGGUCCACAAGACCGUGCUCGACGUGGCCGAGGAGGGCACAGAAGCGGCGGCGGCCACGGGAACUAAAAUUGUUUUUUUGUCCGGAAGAAUUGGCCCACGGCUCAUUGUCAGUUUCAACAGACCGUUCUUGCUCUCCAUACACCACGACGAUACCCAGGACAUCCUCUUUUGGGCCAAAGUCACCAACCCCAAUCAAGCCUAGGGCUCCCCCGCAAGUGGCGGGGCCCCUUUCUAAGGCACCAGGUGCCCAGAUCCCCAGAUGCAGCCUGGCCUCGGUGCGCCAAGGAGCCGCGUGCCUGGCCCUGCCUGGCUCAUCCUUUAGAUGACGACAGUGAGUCCGCCUGUGGCUUCCGCACGCACAGGGAGCCUGUGGACCGUUGGAUGGGAGGCUCUGAGAACUCCAGCAAUAAACCUCCUUUCUGGGAUUAGA